AUGGCUCCCGCUCGACGCCAUAUCGGGGCAAGCCGUAGGAAGAGACGUGACGAUGACGGCGAGGACGAGGCCUCACAGGUUGGAGAGCUGGACGAUGAUUCCUUGAGCGAGGGCUCGGUCGACAGCCACCAGGAAGAUGAAGAUGCCGACGGGGAAGUUAGCGAAAGUGACGAAGCAGCUUCGACCACGCUGGACACGGACAAGCUCAACGGGAAGACCAACGGCCGGGCCCCCAGUCAGACCGAACGAGACAGCUCUGCAUGCCCCAGAAAACCAGGACUCAAGAUGACCGUCUCCGAUACAGAAGCGAUGUUGAACGGAAUGAAGGUGUCUGACGAUAGCGAGGAGAUCAGUUUUGACCAGAUGGGGGAACGGCGAGACCUACAGACGGGCCGGACACCGUCUGCUCCGCCCACCGAACCGAAGCGGGAGACCUUGGCUGCAAGGAAACGCCGGGAGCAUGAGAAAUACGUCAAGGAGCGAGAGCAGAAUCCGGCCUUUGUGCCCACUCGAGGAAGUUUCUUCUUGCAUGAUAAGCGGACGUCAGAGGCGGGACCCAAUAACCACCGUCCCUUCAACAAAGGAAAGUCGAGACCUGUCGGUCUCAUUGUGGAUGGGAAUUCUCGCAAGAACUCUACCUCCAAGCCCGACGCAAGCGAAGGGCAGUGGACACACGACCUCCAUGAUACAGUUGCUGGCGAGAAUCCAGCGCCCAAGCAGGUGCCCACCACCGCUGGAUCGUUCCCAUCAGUUCAGAAUGUCCCGACCGCCCCUCGAUCUGAACCUCCGAAUCGUUCGUUCUCCAGCACUACCUUGAUCGGCAAUGUACCCGUCGUUGUCUUCCUCCCGGGAAUGGCACAGGCCAAGUCGUUCCCCGCGGUGCCCAAAAAGCAGCAUACCCGUCUUCCUCAACACCGCCCUCCCUUGCGCCGCGACAAACCGGUGCGAAUUUCUCUUCCUGGUCAACCUCCUCGCUACAUUUUCCCGUCUACUGAGCGUUCCUUCAUCUUUAUUCCCCGUGCAUUGCGACCGAAUCAGCAGGGCUACCGAGGCCGGGGUCGAGGUGGUGGUUUCUACCCUGGCCGACGACCCAGCUAUUAUAACACCUACACGCCCAGCGUGCUCAGUGUCAGCCGACGAUCAUCUCUCGGAAUGUCCGUCUCCCAAGAUGGCUACCCGUCACCGGCAGGCUCGGUGUACUCGCGGCCAGCCAUGGUUGUUCCCGAUGCUAGCAAGCCCGUUGUUCGUCUGCCUCCUCCUCCACGCCCUCCCGUUAACAUGCCGCCCACCGGUGCUGGACUGCCGCCAGGACCUAUGCCGUCUAUGCAAUUCCCACACUUCGGCUAUCGUGAAAGUCGCCCGGCCCCCAUCCCCAUGCAUCAACCUCGCCCUCAAAAGGCUGUCUCCGUGGCUGAUAUCGAGAGCCCGGCCAGCUUCCCAUUCAAUCCACCUCAGCCCCAGCAGGAGCAACCAUUCCACCAUCAGGUUCCCGUUCCUGUCCCCGUCGCUGGGCCUGGUCAAGAGCAGAUGACGCAGGGCCCUGGCCAGCCCUCAGGAACUCCGCUUUCGCAGAUUCCCGAGCGGGCGAUCCAUGCUCAGCCUUUCCAGCCAUACGGUUAUCAACCACCGGGAUAUUACCCAGGCUACCCUCCUGGUGCUAUGUAUUACCCCGGAUCUGGCCCUGACUAUGCCCCAUACAAUGGACCGAUGGGACCGGGGGUCUCAAUGCCUAAUUUCCCUCCGGGUCAGCAGCCGAUGCCGUAUGUUGUUCCCUCGUCCUCGGGAGAGCAGUCGUCGCAGCCCGGUACCGUUGCUCAUGAAUCGGGUGGCACGGUGUACUUUUACGAUGCCAACCAGAUGUACUCCGGUGCCAAUUACGGGGGUCAAGGUCCAGGGCAGGGGUCUGGGGGAGUUGUGGGGAUGGGAGGCAUGAUGACCCCUCCUGGUCCCACGUAUUACUACCCACAACCGCCUGGGGCCGGGGGGAGGCAUGUACUAUGGACCACAGUGAUUGGACUGAUGUGCAUUGGUCUCAGCUCCUCUGUUGGAUGA
Molecule: messenger RNA, 2052 nt
Organism: Penicillium daleae
Lineage: Eukaryota; Fungi; Ascomycota; Eurotiomycetes; Eurotiales; Aspergillaceae
Exons: 2
Coding region: 1-2052 (683 amino acids)
Biological process (GO): mRNA processing
Cellular component (GO): exon-exon junction complex
Molecular function (GO): mRNA binding
Source: RefSeq, a predicted model, not a curated record